This is a messenger RNA of Diceros bicornis minor, 4090 nucleotides long. It is a transcript of the gene ARHGAP25, whose product is annotated as Rho GTPase activating protein 25. Gene Ontology annotation, biological process: phagocytosis, engulfment; actin filament organization; negative regulation of small GTPase mediated signal transduction. The record is from RefSeq and is a predicted model, not a curated record. The transcript is spliced from 12 exons. Lineage: Eukaryota; Metazoa; Chordata; Mammalia; Perissodactyla; Rhinocerotidae. Gene Ontology annotation, molecular function: GTPase activator activity. Gene Ontology annotation, cellular component: phagocytic cup. The coding region runs from base 163 to 2385 and encodes 740 amino acids.
AGGAGCUUUGCCUCCCAUGACGCAGAGCGAAGUGUCAACUGGGAUAUUUCUGGUAAAACUGAAAGCAAGAAAAGCGGGGUGCACGCUUCACAAGGUACCAGCCCCCGUGGGACUGUGGGUGGGGUUCGGGGCAUUUGGGUGCCAUCUCCCAGUGACAGAUGGAUGGACCUUUCCUCUGAGAGAAAGGAGGAGACACGUUGGCAAGUCGACCUCAAACCCAAGGUUGCUGGUGAAGCGAUCAGAAAGGGGGAAACACACACACACCAGCUAGAGGGAAGGAUUGAAAAGACAAGAAGGGCGCGAAUCGUGACAGACUCCCCGCUGGGGCAGCUACUCACCCGAACCAGAAGCACAAUGUCCCUGAAGCUGCCAAGAAACUGGGAUUUCAACCUGAAAAUGGAGGCUGCGAAAAUAGGCGGCGGUGGAAUGGAGCUCCUCGGUGUGUGGGAUCUGGGGUACUUCGGAUGGGCUAAGGCUACAGAUCGUACACAAAACUCUCGGUCACGGAGUGUGAUGACCGGCGUGAUGACCGGCGAGCAGAUGGCGGCCUUCCACCUGUCGUCCACCCCCAACCCUCUGGAAAGGCCCAUCAAGAUGGGCUGGCUGAAGAAGCAGAGGUCCAUCGUGAAGAACUGGCAGCAGAGGUACUUCGUGUUGAAGGCGCAGAAGCUCUACUACUACAAGGAAGAAGAGGACGUGAAGGCACAGGGUUGCAUGUAUCUACCAGGAAGUACAAUCAAGGAGAUCGCCACAAACCCAGAAGAAGCAGGGAAGUUUGUCUUUGAAGUCAUUCCAGCUUCAUGGGACCAGAGUCGUGCGGGACAGGACUCCUAUGUCCUCAUGGCCAGCUCCCAGGCGGAGAUGGAGGAGUGGGUUAAAUUCCUUAGGAGAGUCGCUGGAGCGCCCUCUGGAGCGGUGUUUGGUCAGCGCUUGGAUGAGACUGUGGCUUAUGAGCAGAAAUUUGGCCCCCAUCUGGUGCCCAUCCUGGUGGAGAAGUGUGCAGAGUUCAUUCUCGAGCAUGGCCUGAAUGAAGAGGGCAUCUUCCGACUGCCUGGGCAGGACAACCUGGUGAAGCAGCUGAGAGAUGCUUUUGACGCCGGGGAGCGGCCCUCCUUUGACAGAGAUACAGAUGUGCACACGGUGGCCUCCCUGUUAAAGCUCUACCUCCGAGAUCUCCCGGAGCCGGUGGUUCCCUGGAGCCAGUAUGAGGGGUUCUUGCUAUGUGGGCAGCUCAUGAAUGCAGAUGAGACAAAGGCUCAGCAGGAGUUGAUGAAGCAGCUCUCCAUCCUUCCUCGAGACAAUUAUAGCCUCCUGAGCUACAUGUGCAGGUUCCUACAUGAAAUCCAGCUGAACUGUAGUGUUAACAAGAUGAGCGUGGACAAUCUGGCUACUGUGAUUGGUGUGAAUCUCAUCAGGUCGAAGGUGGAAGACCCUGCUGUGAUCAUGCGAGGGGCUCCUCAAAUCCAAAGAGUAAUGACCAUGAUGAUCAGAGACCAUGAAGUCCUCUUCCCCAAGUCCAAAGAUGCACCCCUGUCACCACCUGCCCAGAAAAAUGACCCCAGAAAACCUCCAGUGGCUCGAAGCUCUGUGGGCUGGGAUGCCACUGAAGACCCCUCAAUUUCUAGGACAGACAGCUUCAGUAACACGACCAGCGACUCAGACACAACCAGCCCCACUGGACAACGGCCGAGUGAUGAGUGUCUAGAAGACAGCAGCAGAGACCCCAGGGAAAAGCCAGGAGAUUGGAAGUUGCAAUCUCGAAAAAGGACUCAGACACUCCCUAACCGGAAAUGCUUCUUGACAUCAGCUUUUCAAGGUGCCAAUAGCAGCAAAGUGGAGAUCUUUAAAAAUGAGUUCUGGUCAUCUUCAGAGGGGAAGGCAGGGGAAGGGCACAGGAGAACGAUGUCUCAAGGUGUGCCGCAAUUUUCUGACUCCCAGCGGACUUCCACCUACGAUAACGUCCCUGCCCUGCCCGGGUCCCCCAGGGACGAAGCAGAUGUGCUCUCUUCCCAUGCCUGUGACCCCAGGAGAGACACUCUUGCCAGCCCAACCUCUGCAACCGGGCCUGGAAAAAAGAACUCUGGAGAAGAGGAACUUGAAUCUUUGCAGAGCGUGGUCCAUGAGCUGCGAAAAGAAAUAGAAACACAGAAGCAAAUGUAUGAGGAACAGAUUAAGAACCUUGAGAAGGAAAAUUACGACGUCUGGGCUAAGGUGGUAAGGCUCAAUGAAGAACUGGAAAAGGAGAAGAAGAAGUUUGCAGCCUUGGAAAUCAGCCUUCGCAAUGUGGAGCGCUCCCGGGAGGAUGUUGAGAAGAGGAACAAGGUCUUGGAAGAAGAAGUCAAGGAAUUUGUCAGAUUGAUGAAGGAGCCCAAGACUGAUGCGUGAGGGUCCCAGGAGUACUGCAGAGCCAGCCCCCAGAGACCCAACGCUGCUCCCUUUCUUGCUGCUACCUGAUGUGCGGGAAGCAAAAUUACUCCCGAAGAGGGAGAAAACAUUUUGGGGGAAACAUCACAUUUCCUAGUAAACAAGUCAGUGGAGUUUUCAGGAAGAUAACAGUGAGCAGAGACGUGUGGACAUCUGAGACCCCCUGUGGCUAUAUUCAAAAGGAUUGCAUUAUUCCACUGUGGUCUCAGGCCCAGUGAAAUGGAACCUUCCAUGGCUGAAUCCCUAUAUCCAGUGGAGACAUUUGAGGCAGGCCACCUCCCAGGACCCAGGCAACAGGCUGCUCCCAACCAAGGCUGGACUGAGUGUUAGUUCUUUGUUUGCUGGGUGGAACAACUCGCUUCAUCAGAUGGCCUCAAGGCGUCUCUGAGACACAGGGGCGGAAAAUGAUAUGCAGCUUUUGAAUGUUCGUCCGUGGCAUGCUGUGUUUUGGGGGGGGGGGCUGCACCUGCUGAAGCCAGAGCCCCAUUCUGCCACCCCCACCACAAUGCAUACUCUCCAGGGGUUGGAAACUCAAAAUUAUUAUUAGACUAAGACAAAACAAGCAAUAAACUGUAUUUAUGACAGCAAAAUCAAUGAGAAAAUUAUAUUCAAAUAAAGCGGAAAAAAAAGGCAGGGCUGUUGGUAAUGCAUACAAUGUGAGAGUUAGUGAGACACCCUUCCUUGGGGCAGAUGCACCCCUCUCUGGGCACAUGGUGUGGUGAGCAGGCCAUGGGCUGGACUCCAGUCCCCGCUUGCCUUUCAGGGGCCGCAGUUGUGUACGGUGGGCCUGGGAGCAAAGGUUUCCCACUAUGAUGUGACUUCCUUAGAGGCUGAUUGGGGGUUUAGAUAUAACAGUCAUGAUAAUAAUAUUUUUUCUGUUUGACCAAAAUGCAAGUGAUUUCACCCUUUAAAGGGACAUGAGGCACUAGAGAUGAGCUGGGAGGGGAGUUUUCCCAGCAGACAGCUGACUUCACCUUCUAUAUUAAGCCAGCCUGGCAGAGGCCACUGGUGAGGCCCCAGGCUUUAAUGGAGUCUUUCAUGGUUUUUGUCAUUGUUCUAGUUAGGUGAUCUCCACGCUCUUUUGACUGUGUACCCCAACAGUAGAAAAUAUGAGUAUAUACGCCCUAAUAUAAGUAUAUUUAUUUAUUUAUAAAUUAUAUGUACUACUGUAUUAGCCAGCCCUGGUGGUCUAGUGGUUAAGAUUUGGUGUGCUCACCGCUGUGGCCCGGCUUCAUUUCCAGGUCAGGAAACCACACCACCCGUCUAUCAGUUGUCACACUGUGGCAGCUGCGUGUUUGCUGUGAUGCUGAAAGCUAUGCCACUGGUAUUUCAAAUACCAGCAGGGUCACCCAUGGUGGAUAGGUUUCAGCAGAGUUUCUAGACUAAGACAGACUAGGAAGAAAGACCUGGCCACCCACUUCCAAAAAAGUUGGCCAUGAAAACCCUAUGAAUAGCAGUGGAGCAUUGUCUGAUACAGCGCCAGAAGGUGAGAGGAUGGCGCAAAAAGAUUGGGCAGGGUUCCGCUCUGCUGUCCACAGGGUCACUAGGAGUCAGAAUAGACUCCACGGCACUAACAACAAAACUACUGUAUUGCUAUAUUAUGUAUAUUAUCAAACAUGCACAGGACAGAAAUUGAAUACUGAUAAGAUAAAAACAAAUAUAAAUA